UACUAUUCUAUCUCCUAAUGGUCCAGUAUAGUAUUUUAUUUAUACUUGAUUGCUUCACUAUAUUUUUUUAAUCAUUUUUUUUGUUAUUCUCUGAACUCUGGACAAACAGAACAAACCUACUCCAGAUCUCCUUCAAUUUGUUGGUUCAGUUGUAGAAUUCACUACAUUUGUUUAAUGCCACUGCCAUUUUCCAAGUUUCAAAGCUUUAGGAAGGAGUUGUUAUAAAUCUCAGUGCUUAAUUCUUUGCCUGUUGCAUGCCGGGAGACAGAAGUGUAAUCAUUGCCGAGCUUGGAGUCCUUCAGAUGCCCAUGAAUUGCAGGAAAUGUGAGAAGAAGUCUAAGGUUAAUAAUUGUAGGAAGGGCUUGUGGUCACCAGAAGAGGAUGAGAAGCUGAAGAGCUGCAUCAAUAAGCAUGGCCUCGGAAAUUGGAGCUGCAUCCCUGCCAAAGCUGGUUUGCAGAGAAAUGGGAAGAGCUGCAGAUUGAGGUGGCUCAAUUACUUGAGGCCAGGGUUGAACCAUGACACCUUUUCUUCUCAGGAGGUGGAAACGAUUGUGAAACUCCAAUCUCUGUUGGGAAACAAGUGGUCUCUGAUAGCUAAACAUCUACUAGGAAGAACCGACAACGAAGUGAAGAACUAUUGGAACUCCAAUCUCAGAAACAAAAUUAUGAAGGGAGGGGAAUCAUUGAAAUCUCCUUUCUCAUCUUCAAAAUUGCCACAAUGCACUAGCCAAUUCUCAUUUUCAGCAUGUCUAGAAUCCAUGGAACCAUCCACUAAGGAACCAACUCAGCCAGAGAGAGGAGUCGAGGAAAGUGCAGCGAAGGGAGGGAGGAGCCAACAACUUUCAUUUCCUAAAAUACUAUUUACGGAUUGGAUUUCAAUGGAGCAUCCUGAAGGUCAAAAUCCAAUGCAAGCUGAUGAAGGGAUGAGCAGCAACUGGGCCUGCUCCAUGUCAAGUACAGAUGUGAGCUGGUUGGAGCUGUUGCAAGCUAGUUAUAUGCCUUCUGACGAAGAUUUGAUCCGUGAAUUCGGGGUUGGAGAGUUUAGAUCACAUUUCAAUCAUGGAGAAACUGUAUUUGAUGCUGUUUCAGGGGUUGAGACUAGCAAUGGUUUCCAGAUGAGCCAGGGUCCGUUUGUAUUCAAUAACUAAAUGCAAAUUACAAAACAGUCAAUUGAAAAUUUGAGA
Molecule: messenger RNA, 1184 nt
Organism: Zingiber officinale
Lineage: Eukaryota; Viridiplantae; Streptophyta; Magnoliopsida; Zingiberales; Zingiberaceae
Product: transcription factor LAF1-like
Exons: 3
Coding region: 255-1148 (297 amino acids)
Source: RefSeq, a predicted model, not a curated record